GUUCAGGUCCGUAGGAGGAUGUCUCAGACGGUCAUACCCGUGACGUCUUCAACCCUCGUCAUCCAGCUGCAGCCGGCGACGCACACCACCGCUGUCCCGACGCUCACCGCCGCUCCUGCUGCUCCUCUUCAGGGCCUUCAAGCGUUUCUGAAAGGACAACCCAAAGCCCUCGGGACGGUCCAGGUAAUGAUCGGCGUGAUGACUUUUCUGUUUGGCAUCGUGUCUUCAGUUCACGCAGAACCCAUCUUUAUCUACAGUGUGUGUUUGGUGAGGGCUUCCCUUGGAAUGAACAUCUUCAGCGCUAUAACCGACGGCAUUGCCAUCAUUUUACUUUUAAUAGAUUUGGUUAUAGCAGCGUUGAAUUACUGCGGUGAUUUUGACUGUUAUUUGAACAUCAAGUAUGAGACUCUCUUAAAGGGAAUCAGAGGUGUGUUGCUGAUAUUCUCCGUGCUUGAGUUCAUCAUCUCCAUCUGUCUGUCAGCGUUCGCCUGUAAAGCCGACGCCUGCUGCUGUCCUCCUCAGGUGCAGUUUGCUCAGGUUUUACCUCCACAGUCGUCUGAUGUGGUUCGUUUCCAGGAUCUGAACAGAUCAGAGAUACCCGUGACCAGCAGCUCUUUCAUUCAUCAACAUCCUGCAGACGUUCCUCCACAAUACACUGAAAGCAAAUAUGAAUAAGUGUUCCCUCAAA
Molecule: messenger RNA, 688 nt
Organism: Puntigrus tetrazona (Sumatra barb)
Lineage: Eukaryota; Metazoa; Chordata; Actinopteri; Cypriniformes; Cyprinidae
Product: membrane-spanning 4-domains subfamily A member 4A-like
Exons: 7
Coding region: 19-675 (218 amino acids)
Source: RefSeq, a predicted model, not a curated record